Messenger RNA from Hydractinia symbiolongicarpus, 3497 nucleotides. RefSeq lists its product as uncharacterized. Bases 64 to 2469 code for a protein of 801 amino acids. NCBI's taxonomy places the organism in Eukaryota, Metazoa, Cnidaria, Hydrozoa, Anthoathecata, Hydractiniidae. The transcript has 10 exons. Gene Ontology annotation, cellular component: membrane. The record is from RefSeq and is a predicted model, not a curated record. Gene Ontology annotation, molecular function: N-acetylgalactosaminide beta-1,3-galactosyltransferase activity.
GAAAUGGUAAAUUAUUAUACUUAUUUUUAGAUUGAAAAUUUAAUUGUGCUACGAAAUUUCAGCAUGAUUUAUCGCGAAAUUCGUCUUUCAUUUAUACUGGGUAUUUCCUUUGGUGUGUUGUUGACUGUUUUGUUUAAAGAACUGGUGUCUAUUUCCCAACACGUAGUUUUGUACAAUCAACAUGAUGAGGAUUCAACUUCUCUUCCUCUAAUUCCAAAUGAUAAACCACAUGAGCCGAUAAUAUUCAAUGAUAUGGAUUCUUUACACCAUAAAAAUGGCGACGUUGUUGCUAGAGAAUUAUCAAAAAGUGUUCGUGUUUUGUGUUGGGUCAUGACACAACCAAAAACACUAUAUACUAAGGCACGAGCAGUGAAAGAUACCUGGGGUAGAAGAUGCAAUAUUCUUGUGUUUUUUAGCUCAGAAGCAGACAAGAAGUUUCCAGCAGUUGGACUAAAUGUCCCAGAAGGACGUAAGAAUUUGUGGCUCAAGACAAAAGCGGCAUGGAAAUAUGUGUAUGAUAAAUACUACAAUGAUGCAGAUUGGUUUCUUAAAGCAGACGAUGACUCAUUUAUCAUCCUGGAGAACUUAAGAUUCUUUUUAUCCUCAUAUAACUCAAGUAAGCCUUACUAUUUUGGUCGUCACUUCACACCUUUUGGUGGUUAUAAUAGUGGAGGUGCUGGCUAUGUUUACAGCAAAGAAACAUUGCGGAGAUUUGUGCGUAUAAUGAAAGACCCGUCUAAGUGCGUGUUAGUGUCGCAGGCUGAAGACAUGGAAGUCGGGAAGUGUCUAGCCGCGGUUGGAGUCCACCCGGAUGAUACUAGAGAUGAGUUAGGUCGAGAAACAUUUCAUCCGUUUCCACCGGAGCAUCACUUGAUCCCUGGAGUAAUACCAAAAGACAACUGGAUACAUCGUUGGAGUAAGUGGGAGGUAAUAACAGGACCAGAUUGCUGUUCGGAUCAUUCUAUUGCUUUUCAUUACAUAACACCGAAUAGAAUGUAUGCUGUGGAAUAUUUCGUGUACCACUUACACGCCUACGGGAUCCAUCAUGUUCAUGAUUAUUAUGCCUACUGUUGCUCGGUGAAACAUUUUCGAUCAUUAAAAAAAAAUCCAAGAAAAAGUGUUUCUGGUUGUUUCUUGAUUUUCCACAAUAACAAAGCAGCUGUUGAAGUCAUUGUUUUUCUUAUUUAUUUUAAAACUUUUGUGGAUUUUACAUUCUUGUGUUAUUGGCAAAAGUCACGUGAUACUUUUAAACCAAUUACAGAGUUUGACCAUGAAACGUCCGUGUUUUCCCUCAACCCAAACGUUGUACCACGUGACACUCAGAGCGGGAGAAUGAAAUUACUGCGAGGAAAUAAUUUCAAUUUCUUUAGAGAGUUGUUGAAGUUAAUUAUAUUUAAAACUCGAAACAUGACCCAACAGCGUCGAGAGUUCUAUUUAUCGUUUUUGCUUGGUUGUUCAGUCGGUAUUUUGUUUACGAUAAUAUACACUGAAUUUAUUGUAGCUUAUAGAUCUUGUUACGGUGUAACCAAUGCACCAAAUAAUCCAUUGAUAACAGAACAUAAUAUUGAAUUUAAGUCUGAAGAUCUUUCUGAUCAUCAUGAAAACUUACCGCAAAUUUCCAACAAAGCCCCGCAUAAACCGAUCAUUUUUAAUGAUUUGGAUAGCUUGCAUCGUAAGGGCGGUGAUAAAAUAGCGAAACAGUUAGCCAAUGAAAUUCGAGUUUUAUGUUGGGUUAUGACGCAACCUAAAAGUUUGAGGACAAAAGGUCAAGCUGUGAAAGACACGUGGGGUAAAAGAUGUAACGUACUCGUGUUCAUCAGUUCAGUGGAAGAUAAAGAUUUCCCAGCAGUUGGAUUGGAUGUACCAGAAGGUCGUGAGAAUUUAUGGUUAAAAACACGAGCUGCGUGGAGUUACAUCUACAAACAUCACAUGAACGACGCAGAUUGGUUUAUCAAAGCGGACGACGAUUCGUUCAUCAUUCUGGAAAAUUUAAGAUACUUCGUCUCCAAAUAUAAUUCUUCCCAACCGCACUACUUUGGCCGCCAUUUUGUACCUUUCGGAGGUUACAAUAGUGGCGGAGCAGGUUAUGUGUUUAGUAAAGCGACUUUGAAAAGCUUUAAUCGUAUUAUAAAGGAUCCAAGCAAGUGUAAGUUAAAAUCAUUUGCUGAAGAUGCAGAAGUUGGUGUGUGUUUAGCAGCUGUAGGAAUACAUCCGGGCGACACCAGGGAUGCACUCGGACGUGAAACAUUUCAUCCAUUUGCACCGGACUAUCAUAUUUUACCGGGUGCUAUACCAAAAGAUAAUUGGUUACAUAAAUAUAAUAAAUGGCCUUUACAAUCAGGACCGGAGUGCUGUUCGGACCACACGAUUGCAUUUCAUUACAUUACGCCAAACAAAAUGUAUGUUAUGGAAUAUUUUGUGUACCAUUUACACCCGUAUGGCAUACAUCACCGCCACCCUAAAAGUUGAAAUUUUUGUGAGUCUGUUACAUGAGAUCAAGUAUUUAUGGCGAUUUUUAGACGGAGCUUAAGAUUUGUAUAGUUUGCGGUUCCAGCAGACUACUUUAGGAGAAGGAAAUGUUUGCAAUGGAAAGUAGCCAUUUUUUACUGCGACCACAUUCUGCCCUCUCGUUUCCAUUUUUCAAAUUUUCUGCGAUGUAAAAAAUAUUACUUAAAUCAAAGGAAAGCUGCCGCCGUGUAGAAUAGGUUGUAGUGUUCUUAACAUUCCCUAAACACAAAAUACGCAAGGUUUAAAGAAAGAUGGUAGAUGGCGCAACGCGUCAAAAGCUGUUUUUAUUUGUUGUUGUUUUCAAAAAAAAUCUUGCUGUUAUUCUUGCUAUGUGUUUUUAUAUUUUUGUUUUUGGUUUUUAGUUUAUAUUAAAUUUUUAAAUUUGUUUUUUAUUUUAGGAAAUAAUUUUUUUGUGGGGGAGCAAAUUUUACUUGUGCGCCUCUUUCAGAUUAAGUAAAGAAGAUGCCUUAUUAUUUCAAAAUUAGAGGCAAAUGUUAACUUUUAUCGGCAUUGUUGGACCAUUCCAAAAAGAGAAUUCGUAAGUUCGCAAAAAAAGGUGUUGAAGUGAUAGAAUUGCUACUAAAACCUUACUUCUCUGUUGCUCGCUUCAAUACAUCGUUCGAAGUCGCUACAUAUGUCGGAAAAGCAGUUAGAUUCCCGCUACAGGCAGUAAAAUAUUUGACUGUUAGGUUUCAACCUCGGGUUUACGACUUGUAGCGCGAGUCUUGUGGAGUAUUGGAUAAAAAAAGUCACGGUAACCGAACGCCGUUAAUUGUUUUAAUAGGUGUUGUUUUUUGUUUGAUGAUUUUGUUGUUCGUUCUUUUAAAUUUUUAUGAUGAUUACUCUGAUCUAAGAAAUUUUUUUAUGUAGAUAAUCAAGUUUUUAAAACAAAUUUAUAGAAAGAUGUUUUUAAGAUUACAAAGAUAUAAUAUAACUAGCUAUAAUGUAUAUAUCAAAAAUAAUAAUAAUAAUAAUAAUUACUAUACGAA